This is a messenger RNA of Herpailurus yagouaroundi (jaguarundi), 854 nucleotides long. It is a transcript of the gene PSME2, whose product is annotated as proteasome activator subunit 2. Gene Ontology annotation, biological process: positive regulation of endopeptidase activity; regulation of proteasomal protein catabolic process; regulation of G1/S transition of mitotic cell cycle. The record is from RefSeq and is a predicted model, not a curated record. Gene Ontology annotation, molecular function: endopeptidase activator activity. Bases 88 to 807 code for a protein of 239 amino acids. Gene Ontology annotation, cellular component: cytoplasm; nucleoplasm; proteasome activator complex. The transcript has 11 exons. NCBI's taxonomy places the organism in Eukaryota, Metazoa, Chordata, Mammalia, Carnivora, Felidae.
CCGAGGGGGGCGGGCCUGGACGUGCGGAGUGAAAGCGAAAGGCCGGGCAGAGAGCCGGGAGACCGGAGAUCUUGCAACUGGAGCAGCAUGGCCAAGCCUUGUGGGGUGCGCCUGAGCGGGGAAGCCCGCAAACAGGUGGAUAUCUUCAGGCAAAAUCUUUUUCAGGAGGCAGAGGAAUUCCUCUACAGAUUCUUACCACAGAAAAUCAUAUACCUGAAUCAACUCUUGCAAGAGGACUCCCUCAAUGUGGCUGACCUGACCUCUCUCCGGGCCCCACUAGACAUCCCCAUCCCAGACCCCCCACCCAAGGAUGAUGAGAUGGAAACAGAUAAGCAGGAGAAAAAAGAAGUCGCUAAGUGUGGCUUUCUCCCUGGAAAUGAGAAGGUUCUCGCCCUACUUGCCCUGGUUAAGCCAGAAGUGUGGACUCUCAAAGAAAAAUGCAUUCUGGUGAUCACAUGGAUCCAGCACCUGAUCCCCAAGAUUGAGGAUGGAAAUGACUUUGGGGUGGCAAUCCAGGAGAAGGUGCUGGAGAGGGUGAAUGCAGUCAAGACUAAAGUGGAAGCCUUCCAAACAACCAUUUCCAAGUACUUCUCAGAACGCGGGGAUGCUGUGGCCAAGGCCUCUAAGGAGACUCAUGUAAUGGAUUACCGGGCCCUGGUACAUGAGCGAGAUGAGGCAGCGUAUGGGGAGCUCAGGGCCAUGGUGCUGGACCUGAGGGCCUUCUACGCUGAGCUUUAUCAUAUCAUCAGCAGCAACCUAGAGAAAAUUAUCAACCCAAAGGGUGAAGAGAAGCCAUCUAUGUACUGAGCCCAGGGCCAGAAGGGAAAUAAAUGAUCUAUGCUUUGUGUGGAUUA